Molecule: messenger RNA, 1900 nt
Organism: Cavia porcellus (domestic guinea pig)
Lineage: Eukaryota; Metazoa; Chordata; Mammalia; Rodentia; Caviidae
Gene: Tor3a
Product: torsin family 3 member A
Exons: 6
Coding region: 16-1317 (433 amino acids)
Cellular component (GO): nuclear envelope; endoplasmic reticulum lumen
Molecular function (GO): ATP hydrolysis activity; ATP binding
Source: RefSeq, a predicted model, not a curated record
CAGCGGCCGGUCGCCAUGGCGACACCAAUCGCCAGCCCCGCCUGCCGCGCGGACGCCGGCCCCGCCCCCGCCAACCCGGGAGGCGGCGCAGCGGGCCUGGAGCCCGGGUCGCCGGCCAUGCCUCGCCGCUGGCGGCGCGCGGUCGGGCUCAGCUUCCUGCUCCUCCUGCUGCUCGCGGGCGCGCCGGGGUGUCGGGGCGCCGAGAGGCUGUGGGAGGGGGCUGACGAGCCGGGCCCGGCCUGGGGCUGGCCGGGCCUCCAACGCGUGCGGGAGCAGCUGCGGGCAGCCGGCGCCCUGUCCAGGAGGUACUGGGCUCUCUUGAGCUGCCAGGUGUGGCCCGACGACUGUGAGGCGGAUGGCGAGGCUGCGGCGGGCCGCCUGGGCCAGACCCUUAUCCAGUUGGGCCAGAGGUCCCUGGAUGCCCUGACCACGUGGUACUGCAGCUUCCGGGACUGCUGCAAUGGUGGCGACUGCAGGAUCUCCAACGACUUUUCAGGCCUAGAUUCGGACCUGAGCGUGCGACUGCACGGCCAGCAUCUGGCCCGAGAGCUGGUCUUCAGGACAGUGAGAGGCUACUUAGAGAUGCCCCAACCAGACAAGGCCCUAGCACUCUCCUUCCACGGCUGGUCUGGCACGGGCAAGAACUUCGUGGCGCGAAUGGUGGCUGAGAACCUGUAUCGGGAUGGGCUGAAGAGUGACUGUGUCAAGGUGUUCAUCACCACGAUCCAUUUUCCACACUCGAAGUACGUGGACCUGUACAAGGAGCUGCUGACAGACCAAAUCAAGCAGGUGCAGCAGCGCUGCCACCAGAGUCUGUUCAUCUUUGAUGAGGCCGAGAAGCUGCACCCAGAGCUGCUGGAGCUCCUUGGGCCACACUUGGAACGCCAGGCUCUCGAGGGCCACAGGACCAAGUCUCCAAGAGCCAUCUUUCUUUUUCUCAGUAACCUUGGAGGCAAUGUCAUCAACAAGGUGGUCCUGAAUUUGCUUAAGGCAGGAUGGGCCCGGGAAGAAAUUUCAAUGGAACACUUGCAGGCCCACCUCCAGGCUGAAAUUAAGGAGUCCACAGAGAGUGGCUUUGGCCACAGCCGUCUGGUGAAGGACAACCUGAUUGACUUCUUUGUCCCCUUCCUGCCACUGGAGUACCGUCACGUGAGGCUGUGCGCACGUGAUGCUUUCCAGAGCCAAGAGCUCCUCUACACAGAAGAGACCCUGGACGAAGUUGCCAAGAUGAUGACCUACGUUCCCAAGGAGGAAAAACUCUUCUCUUCCCAGGGGUGCAAAUCUGUUUCCCAGAGAAUUAACUACUUCCUGCCUUGAAGGCUCCGUGAGACUUCUGAAGAUACCUUGCUGCACUAACAAAACUCCGGGACCUGCCAGGUCACUGGUGGGCAUCCAACAAUGGCUGACACACAACUUGUCAAGGACAGGCUUACAUCGGAACCAGAAUCAAUUCUUAAAAUCAUUUAGUGCCUUAAAGACCUACACUCCAAAUGAGAGGCCAGGAAGCUGGAAAGGCCAGAGGGAGAUCAGCAAUUUCCAAGGGCUGGCUCAGCCCUGCGAUGGUCUCGCUGGCACUGGAGCACUUAACUGGCUAUCUUGGGUUUUGUGCUUCCAAGGCUGUUGGAUUCUUGGUUUAGAGAAGACAGAAGAAAAGUUCUGUGGCCCUGUGCAGGGGAGUAUAACCUGAGUUUGCUGGUUCUCAAGUUCCUACUCUCAAAGCAGAGCAGUUUCAGUUUGUGAGUGGAUCACGGAUCAGCAGGGUAUUAGGCUAACGGGAAAAGUGGUGUUCUGAUCAUGUGGGUGGUGUUCUGAUCUGCAGAUUGAAUUUUUUUAAAUUGGGGGCUUGACAUAAAUGAUUAUGUCAUAUGUAAAAAGAUUAAAAUUUUGUAUUUUUAAAACA